AUGGAGAAAGCUUUGAGCCAUAACGAAACGAAAUCAAUGUCUUUCCUGCGAGCCUUGAGCCAUAACCAAACGAAAUCAAUGCCUUUCCUGCAAAAUCACAGCCCACGUUCUUCUUCUAAUGCUGCAUCAAUCCGGGGCUCAAAUCCAUUCCGAAUCUCUGAGCAUAUCCCCCCAGAUAUCAUCAUUGAAAUCCUAACAAGGCUUCCAGCAAAAUCCCUUCGGAGAUUCGAGUGCGUCUCACAAUCAUGGCUUUCGUUGAUCUCAAGUCCUGAUUUUACAGAAGGACAACUCAGGUACCGUGCUUCUGUAGACAACAAAUCCCUAUUGGUGUUUUCCAAAGACAGCGAGGGUUAUUCUGCCAAAUAUUUUUCUAUUAACUCUCUGUUGAAUGAAAAGGAGGCUACUGAUGUAGUCCAAUUAGACCAUUGGCCGGCAGGAUUCACUCAUGAAUAUGUUACGAAUUUGGGCAGUUGUAACGGGUUGCUAUGUAUUGCUUCCAUAAGUCAAACUUCGUUCCCAUGGAUUCUACAUGCUAGAAAUUGUAACUUUUUCUUGUGGAAUCCCUCUGUUGGAAAAAUUAAGAUAUUGCCCAAUUUAGGUACUCAACUUAAUGACGAUUGCUGCUACGUUGGCUAUGGUUUUGGGUACGAUGAAGUUAAUGAUGAUUACAAAGUGAUGGGUAUAAUUUGUUCCCGGACAGCGCAGCGUACACUUUAUGUUUAUACGACGAAGACUGGAAUUUGGAGAAGAACUGCAGAAAAUUUUCAUGGUGAUAUCCCUUGGGAUUGUAGCCCUGGUGCAUUUGUGAACGGGAGACUCCAUUGGGCGUUAAAGAAAAGGACCAAUGGAUCUGAUGUUGUGUCUUUUGAUUUAGCAACGGAGAAAUUUGGGAUGCUGGAUGGACCUUAUCAUGAUAAUUCUUAUGCAUAUGUGAAGAUAUUUGAAGCUAGCCUCGGUAUGUUUGUUGACAAGGUUGAAGGUAACUCAGGAGUGUGUGAAGUUUGGGUUAUGAAGGACUAUGGAGUAACUGAUUCUUGGACUAAGGUGUUUGCACUACCAUGGAACAAGAACACCAGUAUGUUAUCAUGUUCCACCGUAUUUUGCAGAUUGGAUGAUGGUAAAUUUUGUUUGCUAUUAGAUGGUGUGCUCGGGCUCUAUAAUACAGAAGAUAAGUCAUUCAAGAAUCUGAAUGAUUUUCUUGGAAGUGCUUGGAUUGUAAGUGCCACUCCUUUCAUAGAAAGCCUGGUCAUGCCUAGCGCCACUGGCAUUGUGGAGAUGGAGGACAACCAGAAGAAUAAGGGCAAAGUAUUCUUUUCCGCGGUAAAGGAUACAUUGGUCAAGAAAUUAUCUAAUCUCCUCGACAAGUUCAAGUGA
This is a messenger RNA of Coffea eugenioides, 1374 nucleotides long. RefSeq names its product F-box/kelch-repeat protein At3g23880-like. Lineage: Eukaryota; Viridiplantae; Streptophyta; Magnoliopsida; Gentianales; Rubiaceae. The record is from RefSeq and is a predicted model, not a curated record. Bases 1 to 1374 code for a protein of 457 amino acids. The transcript has a single exon. Gene Ontology annotation, molecular function: protein binding.